Messenger RNA from Penicillium samsonianum, 303 nucleotides. RefSeq lists its product as uncharacterized. The record is from RefSeq and is a predicted model, not a curated record. Bases 1 to 303 code for a protein of 100 amino acids. The transcript has a single exon. NCBI's taxonomy places the organism in Eukaryota, Fungi, Ascomycota, Eurotiomycetes, Eurotiales, Aspergillaceae.
AUGAUGCCAAAAUCAGGAAAGUCCUCAGAGGCGAUCGGCCCCGUCCUUCGUUUGAGACCUGUUGCUCAAACCGAAGCCGAAGAAGUAGAGCCAGAGCCUUGGAAAGGGACGAUUCAUCUUGAUGGGCCAAUGGUCCCGCACCCUUCGUUUCUGAGAGAGUAUCCACCAGAAAAUCGCUCAAACUACGCAACAGACAUCACCAAAGACGAGUACCGUGCGCAAUGGAAAGAUAAGAAGGAGAAGCUGCACCAGCAGAUUCGAGCACUCAAAAAAAGGGAGAAAUUGGUUCCCCCGAAAUACUAG